Camelina sativa (false flax) is the source of this 365-nucleotide messenger RNA. The record is from RefSeq and is a predicted model, not a curated record. NCBI's taxonomy places the organism in Eukaryota, Viridiplantae, Streptophyta, Magnoliopsida, Brassicales, Brassicaceae.
UUAAUGCAAAGCGGGAUCUCAGGAACUUUGUUUCUUGUGAACAUUAUUAGAACCCAUCACGACAACUCUAACACCGUCGUCGGUUUCUUCCUCUUUUCCAGAUUUGGUCAGACAACUCCUCGACGAACGCCAAUAUUUUCUGGCAACCCGGCUGAAGAUCGAGAUGGUGCAAAACUGAGAGAGAUAAUUGAAUUCAUUGAAGAGUUCCAGCUGAAUUUAAUUAAUCCGAAUGGUAACAACGGAUUUGAUAGUGCGGUACGAUUGAAAUGUGGUACGGGCGGGACAAAUGUAUUUGCAAACAAGUGCGGUUAAUGCAAAAUAAGCAGUAUAAAAUAAUGCUUGAUUGGUGAAAAACUAUUUGCAGU